UUAUUUUUUUAGUUAUUAUUUUCUGAUAUUCACUCACAGAUAUUACCAAUAGAAGGAGGUUGUAUAACAGACACACCUCCCAGUCCUGUUAAGCUCAGCUAAACACUCUUCACAAUACAAAUCCCUGUGCAAUGCAAGUCAGCAUGUUUGCACACACGGAGCUUUGCAAGCUGGAGACUGUAGUCCUGUUCAGUCAAGAGCCACAAACCCCGGUGAUUACACAAUGUGGACAAACCACAUAGCCCGGCAUGACUUUCUACUCCUGCUUAUUUAUCCAGUGGUUACUGGUUGAACUGAGACGGUGACCAAUCAGAUGGUAAUCAUUUAAUUCUGACAUUUUUAUGCCUGGAAAACUGUCUUAUCAGCCUUUAUUUCGUCAUUUAGUUCAGAGGAAUAGUUUGAGAUUUACUAAAUUGAAUCUGCUGGUUUUGGAUCGUUGGAUUGUCUGGGAUUUCUGAUUCUGUCAGCACACAGGUAAAUAUCUUUUUCUUUAAUUUAUUAUUCGGUAAUGUCAUUUUUACUUGUAUAUAAAUAUAAGAUUAAUGUCGAUUAAAUUUCACUUUUCUAAGGACUGCCAACUGGACAUGCAGCCGGGGGUCUGUAUGCCCACUGCAGCUGCGCUGGGCCUGUUUUGCAGAGGUUGUCUCAGCCGGGCGCGAAGUUGGCCCGGUCGCAGCCUCAGCUGUUUGCCCAGGCAGAUGAGCAGGUGGAACAGCCUGGAAACCUGCAGCACCCAACCAACUCAGGAAAACCCCCGUGUCCUCAUCACAGGUGGUCUUGGGCAGUUAGGUGUGGGACUGGCAGAGAUACUGAGGAAACAGUUUGGAACAGAGAAUGUAAUCCUGUCAGACAUUAAGAAGCCUCCACCUCAUGUUUUCAGCAGUGGUCCAUUUGUUUAUGCUGAUGUGUUGGACUACAAACAUCUCCGAGAACUGGUCGUAAAUUAUCGUGUCACUUGGCUGAUCCACUACAGCGCUUUGCUAAGUGCUGUUGGCGAAGCUAAUGUGGCUUUGGCACGCAAGAUCAACAUCACAGGCCUUCAUAAUGUGCUGGACUUGGCCCUAGAGAACUGCCUGCGCCUUUUUGUCCCCAGCACCAUAGGAGCGUUCGGUCCCUCUUCUCCACGUGACCCGGCCCCUGACCUCUGUGUCCAAAGACCUCGAACCAUCUAUGGCGUGUCCAAAGUGCACGGAGAACUGAUGGGGGAGUAUCUCCAUCAUAAGUAUGGUCUGGACUUCCGCUGCCUACGGUACCCAGGUGUGAUAUCAGUCAACACACCUCCAGGAGGAGGAACAACAGACUAUGCCGUUCAGAUCUUCCACGAUGCCCUCAGCACGGGUCACCACGAGUGCUACCUGCGUCCCGACACCCGCCUUCCCAUGAUGCAUAUCUCUGACUGCCACCGUGCCACCAUAGAGUUCAUGCAGGCUCCAGAGUGCCAGCUGUCCUUGCGUACCUACAACAUCGCCGCCAUGAGCUUCACUCCAGAAGAGGUGGCGCAAGAAAUCCGCAAGCAUCUCCCCCACCUCAAGGUCACCUACAAUCCCGACUCUGUCCGCCAGACCAUCGCCGACAGCUGGCCCGUGAGGUUUGAUGACACCAAUGCCAGGAGAGAUUGGGGCUGGGCACCAGCCUUCCGGCUUGAGAAGCUGGUGUCAGACAUGCUGCGCUCCAUUCGGGACAAGAGGACAAACGAGGGACUGCCAGUCAGCUAGCGACAACCUGCUCCACAAAGACUGACCACUGCCCUGCCCCUGACUUUUCUUCUGCCUGCAUUUACCAAAAACACACUUCCUUUCACUUCACAUUCACAUGGUGUCACCCAGUAUCCUCUGUUGCUCUAGAACAUUACAGCAAUGAGGCAGGGACUGUUUGUAGGAAAAGUAGGAGUUCUCAGUCAGACGCUCUCAUUACAUUACAUUACAGUCAUUUAGCAGACGCUUUUAUCCAAAGCGACUUACGAUCAGUAGUAUAUUACAUAUCAUUCACCCAUUCACACACUGAUGACAGGCUACCAUGCAAGGUGCCACCAUCAGACUCUAACUAACAUUCGUACAACAUCCAGUCCACGCCGAUGGCAAGCCUUCGGGAGCAACUUGGGGUUAAGUGUCUUGCCCAAGGACACAUCGACUGCCGAAGCCGGGUAUCGAACCACCGACCCUCUGAUUGGAGAACUACCUUGCUCUCCACUACGCCACAGCCGCUCUCAAUAUACAGUGGACAUGCCCUCGAACACACACAACUCAGUCUUUUUCAGGGAGUAAUAUACUGUCAAACUUUCACCUAAUCUUUGUCGUUUUUAAUUGUUAUCAUGGUAUUAGAAUCACUUUACACAUGUUGCCUCUGACUGAACAACAAAAUACUUUGGAGAUUUCCAAAUGUCAUGUGACUUGCAUCAAUUGAUAAAAACAGUCUGUUACAAUGUCUAUGAAAAUGUGGACAAACAAUAUGGACAAGUUGCACAUUUAGAGUAACACACCUGUUGUACACUUUGAUUCAAGGAUCAUUUGGAAUGGCGGUCUCAGUUAAAUCUGGACUGUAAUGACUCACCACGUACUUUGGCUGUUUUCAAAAGCCAGUCUUUUAUAAUACAGUCUAUUAAGUGAAUAUCACACACUGUACACAACCCCCAUAACCUAAGUCUUUUUUUGCCAAUUUUGCCAGCAGUGUGAUUUUAAUUAUGAAUGAGCACCUAUAAGAAAUGACGCCUUAUUUACUGUAGAUUGCUUUGGAAAGCAAUGUAUUAAAAAAAAUGCUGUGUACUUUAGAAUUAGACCUUGAUUAAUAAAAAUGUUAUUCACCCAAACAGCCGUGAUCAUUUUGAAUUGUUGACCUUCAUUUAGAAAGUAAUCUUAAUACUGGUGAUGCUGAUGACAAUAGUAUUGAUUAAUGUGUUUACUACGUACGGUUUUGUUGUCGUUACUAGAUUUUAGGGAGGUUAUUGUAUUUUUUUUACUCUCUCACAUUUAUUUCACCAGCAAAAUUACAAGAUACUUUGCCAAUUCUGAUUUGACCUACAACACACAUGAUCAGCCAAUAAAAUAUGAUGCAACUACCCAGCAGUCUCUGAAGUAGUUAAAAUUACAUUACAUUACAGUCAUUUAGCAGACGCUUUUAUCCAAAGAGAGGUAUUCAAGAGAACUACAAGUCACCAGAAGUCAUAAGUGCAUCUCCUUUCUUAAACAAGCAUCUAAGAGCAUA
Anoplopoma fimbria (sablefish) is the source of this 3201-nucleotide messenger RNA. It is a transcript of the gene tdh2, whose product is annotated as L-threonine dehydrogenase 2. Gene Ontology annotation, molecular function: L-threonine 3-dehydrogenase activity. The transcript has 8 exons. The coding region runs from base 543 to 1715 and encodes 390 amino acids. Gene Ontology annotation, biological process: L-threonine catabolic process. NCBI's taxonomy places the organism in Eukaryota, Metazoa, Chordata, Actinopteri, Perciformes, Anoplopomatidae. The record is from RefSeq and is a predicted model, not a curated record.